AUGUCCGACUUUUCCGACGAGGAUUUUCUGGACGAGUCAUUCUCCGACAUUGAAGUCGUGCCUAAGAAAAAAUCAAACCAGUCUGGGGCAUCAGCUCAGUACCAGAAAUUGUCUCAGCUCGAACAUAUCUUGAAACGUCCUGAUACGUAUAUUGGGUCUGUGGAGAAGAAUGAUGUUGAGAUCUGGCACUUUGACGCGGAAACGGAGACCAUGAAGUUCUCCAAAGUGACCUUUGUCCCUGGUCUCUACAAGAUCUUCGAUGAAAUCUUGGUUAACGCCGCCGAUAACAAGAUCAGAGAUCCGAAAAUGAAGAACAUCAAGGUUGAUAUCGACCCUGAAAAUAACAAGAUCUCCGUCAUGAACGACGGUAAGGGUAUCCCUGUUGAGGUCCACGACAAGGAGAAGAUGUACAUUCCAGAGAUGAUCUUUGGUAACUUGCUUACGUCAUCCAACUACGACGACGACCAGAAGAAGGUGGUGGGUGGUAGAAACGGUUUCGGUGCUAAGCUUUGUAAUAUCUUCUCCACCGAGUUCACCGUGGAGACAUCGGAUCAAAACACAAAGCUUGUGUAUGAGCAGACGUGGACCAACAAUAUGUCCAAGGUGUCCAAACCUAGAAUCACGAAAGCCAAAAACAAGAAGGAAUACACCAAGGUUACGUUUAGACCUGACUUGUCCAAGUUCAAUAUGGACUCUCUUGAUAGCGACAUCCUUUCAGUGCUUCGCAGACGUGUCUACGAUUUGUGUGGUACCGUGAAGGACUGUAACGUCUAUUUAAAUGAGAAGAAGCUCAGUAUCCGUAACUUCAAAAACUAUGUGGAGAUGUACGUCAAGGCAAUCCAGGAGCGCUCUCCAGACUUGGCCAUUGAAACCGAGGCAAACAACCGCACAACCAUAGUCCACGAAGUUAUCAAUGACAGAUGGGAAUUGGCGUUCGCUGUCAGUGAUGGUAACUUCAACCAGGUCAGUUUUGUCAACUCCAUCGCUACUACAGCAGGCGGAACACAUGUAAAAUACGUCUCCGAUCAAAUCAUCAACAAGCUUAUGGAUGAGCUCAACAAAGGUAAGAAGGGUAAAAAAGCCAUGAUCAAGCCACAACAAAUCAAAAGUCACAUUUUCAUCUUCAUCAACUGUUUGAUCGAGAACCCAGCAUUUACGUCUCAGACUAAGGAGCAGCUUACCACAAGGCCAUCUGAAUUCGCAUCCAAGGCCAAGGAUAAAAUCGUCAUCAGUGACCAGUUUAUCAAGAAGCUCUCCAAGACAAGCAUCAUCGAGGCUAUCCAGACCAUCGUGGAUGCCAACGAGGGCAAGGCCUUGCAAAAGGAUGACGGUAAGAGGAGAACGCGUAUUAAAGGGCAGGCAAAGCUUGUGGAUGCCAAUAAAGCCGGUACAAAGGAAGGCUACAAGUGUACUCUUAUUUUGACUGAGGGUGAUUCUGCCAAGUCUUUGGCCGUUGCCGGUCUAUCAGUCGUUGGAAGAGAUUACUAUGGCUGUUUCCCUCUCCGUGGUAAAUUGUUGAACGUGAGAGACGCCUCUACCGAAAUGAUCGCUAAGAAUGCUGAAAUUACUGCUUUAAAACAAAUUAUCGGGUUGCAACACAGGAAAGCCUACAAUCGUGAUAAUAUCAAAGAUUUGAGAUACGGCCACGUUAUGAUCAUGACAGAUCAGGAUCAUGAUGGUUCGCAUAUCAAGGGUUUGCUUAUCAACUUCUUUGAAACCAGUUUCCCAGGUUUGCUUAACAUCGAUGAGUUCCUUCUUGAAUUCAUUACUCCAAUUGUUAAAGUAUCCAUCAAGAGCAGAGGUAGAGCUGGAGACACAAAGAUUCCCUUCUACUCGAUGCCAGAGUUUGAGCAAUGGAGAGAAACGGAGGGUAAGAACUGUCGCUGGACUCACAAAUACUACAAGGGUUUGGGUACCUCCACAACGACAGAGGCCAGGGAGUACUUCUCGAAGUUGGAUAAGCACUUGAAGUAUUUCCAUGCCCUUCAAGAUGAUGAUUCGAGUUUGAUUGAUUUGGCUUUCUCAAAAAAGAAAGCUGAUGACCGUAAGGAAUGGUUACAGGGUUUCCAGCCUGGUACAUACCUUGACUCUGACUUGUCUGUUAUCCCUAUUAGUGAUUUCAUCAACAGAGAAUUGAUUUUGUUCUCCAUGGCAGACAACAUCAGAUCCAUUCCCUCGGUAUUGGAUGGUUUCAAACCAGGUCAGCGUAAAGUUAUGUUCGGUUGCUUCAAGAGAAAUUUGAAGAACGAGAUGAAGGUUGUGAACUUGGCCGGUUAUAUCAGUGACAAGACAGGCUAUCAUCACGGUGAUCAGUCUUUGGUCCAGACCAUUAUUGGUUUGGCGCAGAACUUCAUUGGCUCAAAUAACUUGAAUCUUCUUAAACCAAACGGUGGUUUUGGUACCAGAGCUGCCGGCGGUAAAGAUUUUUCUGCUGCAAGAUAUAUCUUCACUGAGUUGACGGAAAUUACCAGAAAAAUCUUUAACCCAUUGGAUGAUCCAUUAUAUACAUACGUGCAAGAUGAUGCCCAAACUGUGGAGCCUGAGUGGUACUUGCCGGUUAUUCCAAUGGUUUUGGUGAAUGGUGCUGAUGGUAUUGGUACUGGUUGGUCUACCAACGUCCCUUCCUUCAAUCCUCUUGAUAUCGUUGCCAACAUCAAGAGACUUAUGGAUGGUGAAGAGAUUCAGGAAAUGCUCCCAUGGUAUAAAGGAUGGGAAGGUGACGUGCACAAGAUUGGUGAAGGUAAGUUCAAACUCACUGGUCGUAUCGAGCAAAUUGACGAGAAGACCUUGGAAAUCACAGAAAUUCCAGUGAAGUCAUGGACAAACAACGUGAAGGAGUUCUUGUUGGAUGCUGUCAACUCGGAUAAACCCUGGAUCAAGGAUAUGGAGGAGCAGCAUGCUGCCGGUAUCCGUUUCGUGAUCAAAUUGACCCCAGCUGAGAUGGAAAAAUCCCACCAGAUUGGAUUGCUCGAAAGAUUCAAGUUGAUCUCGACUGUUUCCACUGGUAACAUGGUCGCUUUUGACCCAGCUGGUAGAAUCAAGAAAUACGAGAGCGCCAGCGAAAUCUUGCGUGACUUCUACUUCGUCCGUUUGGAAUACUAUCAGAAGCGUAAGGAUCACUUAUCCGAGGACUUGCUGAACCAGUUGGUCAGAUUGAGUGAGCAAGCACGUUUCAUUAAAUUGAUCAUCGACAAGGAGUUGACUGUGUCGAACAAGAAGAGAAGUAUCUUGGUGGAAAGCUUGAUGGAAUUCAACUUUGCCAGGUUUGAUAAGCAAGGUAAGAGAGUUAAUGUCGAGCAAAGAAGCGACUUGUUUGUUGAAGCCGAGGAAGCCUUGCAGGAAGAAGAGGAGGAAGUUGGUGACGUCAGUCUCUUGAACUCCAGAGGUAUCAACGACUUGGAGGAAGAAGACGAAAGUGAGCACAAGCCAGAGAACAUCUACACUCAAUAUGACUAUUUGCUUGGAAUGUCGCUCUGGUCUUUGACUAGAGAGAGAUACGAAAAGUUGUUGAACCAGCGUGACGAAAAGGAGAGCGAGCUCAACACGCUUUUGGGCAAGAGCGCCAAGGACUUGUGGAACGAGGACCUUGAAGUAUUCGUCACUGCCUGGGAGAAGUUCUUGGACGAAGACGAAAAGGAGAGGAAUAGCUUGAUUGCGGGCAAGGGCACCAAAGCCACCAAGAGAAGGCGGAAGGCUGUGAAGGACGAAGAUGAGGACUACGGAGCUCCGAAGAAGAAGACCAAAAAGGCUGUGCCUAAGCUGAACAGUAGCACUCCCAAGCCAACUGUGAAGAAAGAGGCCACUGAAGGAGUCAGCAAGCCCAAGAAGACCCAGGGCCAGCUUCCAUUCGGCAAGAAGGAACUGCCCCAGGAGCUGCCUAAAGAGGCACCCGAAGAUAAUCUUCUUACCUUCUUCAGCAAGCCGAAGGCCUCGAAAAAGAAGCCUGAGUCCAAGGGAAGCAGAAGCCUGAUGUUUGGCGACAGUUCGGACGAUGACCUCAUCGAGCAAGUGAGCCAGACUAUCGAUGGGGACGAAGACUCGUCUUCCAGCAAAUCCGCUCAUGCGGUCUCGACGCCAGAGCCUCAAGCUGUAUCGGCGAAACCAAAGAGCAAAUCAAAGGCCAAACAGACCGUGGAUGAUGAGCUCGAUGACUUGAUGAUUGUCGGGGAAAACUCUCCGCCAAGAAAGAGGAGAACGCCGGUGAGCUACCAAAUAGAAGAGUUGAGCGAGUCGGAGGCAGAAGCUUCGUCGGAAGAUUACACUGACGAUGAGUAA
This is a messenger RNA of Candidozyma duobushaemuli, 4275 nucleotides long. RefSeq names its product DNA topoisomerase 2 (gene TOP2). The record is from RefSeq and is a predicted model, not a curated record. The transcript has 2 exons. Gene Ontology annotation, biological process: sister chromatid segregation; resolution of meiotic recombination intermediates; DNA topological change. NCBI's taxonomy places the organism in Eukaryota, Fungi, Ascomycota, Pichiomycetes, Serinales, Metschnikowiaceae. The coding region runs from base 1 to 4275 and encodes 1424 amino acids. Gene Ontology annotation, molecular function: ATP binding; DNA topoisomerase type II (double strand cut, ATP-hydrolyzing) activity; DNA binding. Gene Ontology annotation, cellular component: nucleus.